AUGUCCAUCCAGAUGAAGCUGGACAUCUUCAAAUCUGCGAUGGAAUGCCUGCUAGCAAAAUGCGUUCCUUGCAUUACUGACUGUGUAAUGGCUGAGCUCGAGAAAAUGGGCACGCGACACAGGCUGGCUCUGCGCCUGGCGAAGGAUCCGCGAUUCAAAAGAUUGACUUGCCAGCACAAGGGCAUCUAUGCAGACGACUGUAUCCAUUCGCGCGUCGACCAGCAUCGAUGCUACAUAGUUUGCACCAAUGACAAGGACUUGAAGCGAAGAAUACGAAAGGUUCCCGGAGUUCCGAUCAUGUCCGUCGCCCGUGGCAUGUACAAGAUCGAGCGCGUUCCGGAGCAAAUCGACCGCGUGCCCAUCAAGUCAAAUUGGGGCAAGGACAAGUGA
This is a messenger RNA of Symbiodinium sp. CCMP2592, 390 nucleotides long. NCBI's taxonomy places the organism in Eukaryota, Dinophyceae, Suessiales, Symbiodiniaceae. The record is from the annotation of a GenBank genome assembly.